Centrocercus urophasianus (Greater sage-grouse) is the source of this 5661-nucleotide messenger RNA. It is a transcript of the gene PLPPR4, whose product is annotated as phospholipid phosphatase related 4. The transcript has 7 exons. The coding region runs from base 176 to 2368 and encodes 730 amino acids. Gene Ontology annotation, molecular function: phosphatidate phosphatase activity. The record is from RefSeq and is a predicted model, not a curated record. Lineage: Eukaryota; Metazoa; Chordata; Aves; Galliformes; Phasianidae. Gene Ontology annotation, biological process: signal transduction; phospholipid metabolic process; axonogenesis.
CCUGAUCACCUGAUUGAAAGAAAAGAGAAAUACCAAAAGGCCGCCGUUGUGUUCAGGAAUUCUCUGCCUGUUGUGGAAGAGUUGCAGAACAACCUAACAAUGGAAGAAUUCGUUGGCCACCUGAGUCCAGAAGUUAUUUCCAAAUAUAUCCAAGUAUCCUACCAAGUGCCCCUUAAUGCACUCUGACAUGUGUGAUAGCCAUACUGUCUUUAUUCCACUUCUGGCUAAUUGUGGCUUGGUUCCUCAGAUCCUGCUGCUCUCUUUUCUGCCUGUCAUACAUAGUCAGUUGCCCAUAUUGGCAUCUUCUGUUGUUAGCCUGUAUUUUCUUGAACUUACUGAUGUCUUCAAGCCAGUUCACUCCGGAUUUAAUUGCUAUGACAAGAGUCUGAGUAUGCCAUAUAUUGAACCUACACAAGAAGCAGUUCCCUUUUUGAUGUUGCUUAGUCUGGUUUUUGCUGGACCAUCAAUUACGAUAAUGGUAGGAGAAGGAAUUCUGUACUGUUGCCUGUCCAAAAGAAGAAAUGGGAUUGGAACAGAGGCCAAUAUUAAUGCAGGAGGAUGCAACUUCAAUUCAUUUCUUAGAAGAGCUGUCAGAUUUGUUGGUGUUCAUGUGUUUGGUCUUUGUUCUACUGCUCUUGUUACUGAUAUUAUACAGCUAUCAACAGGAUAUCAAGCACCAUAUUUCCUGACCGUCUGCAAGCCUAACUAUACAUCCUUAAACGUAUCCUGCUCAGAGAACUCAUAUGUUGUGGAAGAUAUAUGCUCAGGAGCUGAUGCUAAUAUUAUCAAUGCUGGAAGAAAGUCAUUCCCAUCUCAACAUGCCACCCUGGCAGCCUUUGCAGCAGUGUACAUUUCGAUGUACUUCAAUUCUACAUUAACAGACUCCUCAAAACUUCUGAAGCCACUUUUGGUCUUUGCUUUUAUCAUCUGUGGAAUUAUAUGUGGUCUGACUCGAAUCACUCAAUAUAAGAAUCACCCAGUUGAUGUUUACUGUGGCUUUCUCAUUGGAGGAGGAAUUGCUCUCUAUUUGGGCCUGUAUGCUGUGGGGAACUUCUUGCCGAGUGAGGAGAAUGUGUUUCACCCGAAUUUUCACAGAGAACCUCUAAGGUCCUUGACAGACCUCAGUCAAGAUGCCAAUAGAAUCCUGCCAGGUAAAAAUGGUAGCAGCACUGAUGGCAUUGUCUCUCACCGUUCAGAAAGCAUCCUUAAUAGAAACCACAGAGAUUCAGGUUCUCUGACUAACAUCAAGAGAGCAAAUGCUGAUGUAGAAAUCAUAACACCACGAAGCCCAAUGGGAAAGGAAAACAUGGUAACUUUCAGCAACACUCUGCCAAGAGUCAACACACCAUCCUUGGAAGAUCCAGCAAGACGAAAUGCAACAAUUCAUGCUUCUAUGGACUCUGCCCGCUCCAAACAGCUGCUUUCCCAGUGGAAGAAUAAGAAUGAAAGCCGUAAGCUGUCACUGCAAGUAAUAGAGACUGAAUCUGGCCAGUCACCACCAAGGGCUAUAGAAAUGAGGUCAAGCUCAGAGCCUUCCAGAGUGGGUGUAAAUGGUGAUCACCAUGGUCCAAGUAGCCAAUACCUGAAAAUUCAACCUGGUAGUGUACCAGGUUGUAACAACUCCGGUCUUUCUGGUGGGCCAAGGGUCUCUAUUCAGUCACGUCCUGGCUCUUCCCAGUUAGUACAUAUUCCUGAAGAGACUCAAGAGAAUGUGAACACAUCACCCAAAAGUAGUUCAGCUAGAGCUAAAUGGCUGAAAGCUGCUGAGAAGAGCGUCGCAUGUAGAAGCAACAGCCAGCCAAGAAUCAUGCAAGUAAUAGCCAUGUCUAAGCAGCAAGGAGUGCUUCAGGGCAGUCCAAAGAGUUCAGAGGGAAGCACAGUCACUUGUACAGGAGCCAUCAGAUACAAAACCUUGACAGACCAUGAGCCAAGCAGCAUUGUCAGAGUUGAGGCCCAUCCCGAAAAUAACAGACCUGUAAUUCAGAUGCCAUCAGAAGGUGAAGGAAGUGGAUCAUGGAAAUGGAAAGGACCCGAAAAAGUCACCCUUCGUCAGACAUAUGAAUUAAAUGAUCUCAACAGAGACUCAGAGAGUUGUGACUCCUUGAAAGACAGUUAUGGGUCAGGUGACAGGAAAAGAAGCAAUAUAGAUAACACCGAGCAUCACCAUCAUGGUAUCACUACAAUAAGAGUCACACCAGUGGAAGGAAGUGAGAUUGGCUCAGAGACCCUGUCCAUUUCUUCUAGCAGGGACUCAACACUUCGAAGAAAAGGUAACAUCAUUUUAAUCCCUGAACGAGGGAGCAGUCCAGAGAACACCAGAAACAUCUUCUAUAAAGGCACAUCCCCCACACGGGCAUACAAGGAAUGAGAGGAGACAUAUCAGCUGGUCUGUACCACCACAAAGGAAACAAAUCUUCACAGAGGUUCUGCCCUCUUUGUUUAGAGUUGAUAUUUACCUUUAUGUGCCAAAUGAUUGAUCGGCAGCGCAAAAGUUGCUGAACACUGCUGAUGUGCAAAGUGCAUGAGCCUAAGGAAAUCAUGUAGUGGGGGAAAAGCACAACGCCAGAACCUAACUAAUGUGAAACGUUUUCAUACAACUUGCUUCUUCAGACUCAAAGCAUUUAUCUGAGGGCAAUGUUAAAAUAACAGUCUUGAACACAGACACUUUAAUUCCUGAAUGUGCCAACUUUUUUUUUUAUUUAUAUUUGUGUCCAAAAUCGACUGAAUUUUUCAUAGCAAAUGCUGUAUCAGUGGUAUAUAUUCACCUUUGCAGAAUUUGCACCACGUCUUUAAUACAGGAUGGUGCUGAUAACUUUACAUGUUUUGAAAAUUUGCAUACUUAUUAGACUCUACAAACACAUGACAUAUUGAUGUGCAGUUACUUUAAAAAUAAUAUUGCUAAUAUUAGGAUGAUGCUGGCUGCAUUCAUUUAGCGUAAGAAAUAUUUACAGCUUUGUUAUAGUGGAUCUGUCACAUUCAAAGAUUGCAAAGGUUUUGUGUAGUUCUUUAAGAUGUCUACUGCAACAAAAAAUGUGUAGGUGACGUUCCAUUAGAAUGGAAUAACUAUCUAUUUUGAAUAGUUUUGCUGCUACUGCUCAACUUUUAUUUAAGAACAGGUGCUACUAAUGAAGACGCUGCUUCUUAGUGGGCUAACUUGUAGAACUGUUUUAAAUUAUGUUUUUAAGGGGUCUUUUAAAGUGCUACAAGUAAUUAAGAUCUUGCAUUUUUAAACUUCCAAACAACCCUUUCCAUUGCUCUGUUAGUUUUUAACUUUGUAAUGUUUGACACCUACAACUGCAAAAUGUGAAAGGUGAGCCAUGAGAAAAUAAAAACAAACCGCUGGUUUCCUGAUCAGCUUCAAAGGAGACAGUAAAUACUGUCAUAGCCCACAAUUAAAAGCAGUCAUUCAGCUUACUUGCUUAGCAUGCCACAAGAACAAUCACAAGUUUCACCCCAGUCACCAUUUAGGAAAUUAGUGCUAUGCUUUAAAUGAUGGAAUGCCUUGGUAUUGCAGAAUCACUAAACGAGUGUUGCAUUAUGACACUACUUCUGUUCACUUUCCUUGAGACACCCUCCAGAACCUUGUUAGGGACUAUAUUCUUUCCCUCACCACUGCCACUUAAGAACAUGGAGGGUGUCUGCACCUGAGAGAACACAAAUUACUUUAAUAAAUUAAACUUCGGAUGUAAUAAAAGAAAGCUUGUUUGCUAAAGCCCUCCAUUGCCAAAACUUGUUAAACUGAUGAACUUUGAAAGGAAUACACAUAGCACAUCUUGGGCAUACUAGAAGAAAAGCUUCAUUCAAUGUCUUGGACUUAAAGAACAAACCCAAUUACCCAUGGAGGAAGCCAUGGGUAAUGCUCAUGCAGUGUAGCUCCUCGUUCUUCUGAAGAGCUAAUAACAGACAUCUACUCGCUCCCCCACCAAGAAGGGUGGGAAUGAAUUUGAAGUCCCCUUACUGAAUAAGCUACUGCUUAAAUCAGGUAAAUCAGGUCUGCAUCUGACUUAUUUAUUUUUUCUAAGUCAUCUUCUUAUUCAGGGUAUCACAUAACCAGAUACAUAUGAUAUGGCAUAGUCUGAACUUGUCUACAAACCAUACCCCACAGAUCUUUGAGGAAAAGCCCACCCUGCCUGCUUCAGCCAAGCAGAAGAAAGAAUCAUCCCAUUGCAGGAAGAUAAAUAGCACAACACACACAGACCAAAAAAUAACAACAAAAAACUAAUCACAACCAAAUUCCAAAUCUGACUCUAGGCCUAACUAAUUAUAUAAACAGGAGGGUGACGUGUGCUAAUCUGCACAGAAGAAUGGAUUUGUAGUCGAUGUAAAGCUUUACAUACCUUACGGUUACACAGGUGCUCCAGGCUUAGCUAUCAGCCAGCCCUAUCAAUGCUUCCCCCACCUGCCCAUCACUCAGUGCUGUGAAGAAUGCUGGCCCUUAAGGAAAUGACCACAAUUUUGCUACUAGUGAAGACAAAGAUCCCAUCAUGCAUGUGAUGAUUAGGGGGAAACGUUCUGCAGGUCACAUGUAAGGGGAUAACAGGUUGGGUUCCAGGGUACUUUGUAUGUUGAAGGCAUGCUUUAAGGCAGGAUAGCUGGGAAAUACAAUCACAGAUGCCAGGGAUACAAAAAAAAACAAUUUUUUUAGAAAUGCAUUCUCAGAUUCUAGAACUUACAAAUCAGGAUUUUGUUGGUGGUGGUGUUUUGUUUUGGUUUGUUUUCUUUUAAAAGUAAAGUACCUUUAUUCCUUGGUAUUUAAUACCAAAUUUUGUAUGAGAGUCCUAGGAAUUAUGAACACUUGGAUUGCAAUGAAAAAAAAACUUUUGGAUUUAGUUUAGUCUGAGUACGUGACAAAGCACGUAAAAUUAGCUUUAAAGGAAUAGGUAAGACACAAUCACUGUUGGCCUAUGAAAGCAGGGAAAUAAUACACAAUCAUGUUUUAGUUUGUGAGUGCAAGGCAAGAGAACAUGAGUAGAUGAGCCUGAAAAUAAUGGAAAAUUAAAAUAGAGAAUAAUGGCAAUAAAGCAAAGAUUAGAAAAUAUUCCCUCUGGCAAUUUAGCUGUUUUAGAAACUGCAGGAUUCCUGGCGGGAGUGUUUGUUCUUUAUUCCUUGGUUUUAGUCAGAUAUAUAUUGGCAUAUGUGUUGCUUUUACUAUUCUAAAAUUUGCUGCACUAUUUCAAGUGCAGUGUGAUAUUUUUCCUAAGGUUUCCUAUUUCUUAACAAAAGAUUUUAAAGCUCUUGUGUAAUCAUUGAAAUUGUGUUCUUUACAUAAAUAUUGAUAUAUUCUUUUUUACUCAAAGUGCCAAAGGCUACUGUUUUUAAUAAUGGCUUAUCAAAUUAUAUUACGUUAGAGAGCAGAAAUGUAAUAAUAUAUACAUUAGAACUCAGACCUCUGCAUGUAUAUUUGAUAAGGAGCCUUUUGUAAAAUUACUCUUUGUUUACAUUCCACUGAUACCUUAAUUUAAAAUUAAAUAAAUUUACAGGUGACAUCUUCUUAGUGUUCUGAUUUUCUUACUUGCUAACAGGCACGAAUUUCUUUGUUAGGCUAUGCUUUACUGAAAAGAGGAAAUACUCAGAAAUAUGUUUUUAAAUGAGAACUCUCUAUAUAAAGUAUUGUGUUUAAUAAAAUGUUAUGCAAUGUUUUAAAAUGGAAAAGAAUUUGUA